Molecule: messenger RNA, 998 nt
Organism: Lingula anatina
Lineage: Eukaryota; Metazoa; Brachiopoda; Lingulata; Lingulida; Lingulidae
Source: RefSeq, a predicted model, not a curated record
GCCAUCCAGCAGAACAGUCAUACCUAACUGACUAAGACAGGAGCACCUCCGUAACUUUGAUCAUCUUUCAUGAGAAGAGAGCAGCUCUAAAUAUUUGAAGAAUAUCACAAGGCCAAGAUGAUAUCUGUCGUAGCUGACAUCCUAUAUUUGUUUGCGGCCAUAGCCUUUGUUAACGCGCUGCCAUUCAAAGACCAGUCCUACUCGUAUCAAGAAGAGGCAUACCCGGACGGCUAUGGAGAGCACGGCUUUGAGCCCAAAGUCGAAUACCCCAAAGCAAUACGAGGACCGUGUGUCAACGCCCGCGACAACGGCAACGUUGAGAUCUUCGCUCCAGACCCGUGUGCGUACUUGGAGUGCGUGUACACGGCGCACGACAAAGUUGGCUUCCAGUUAAGACGCUGCCCGCCCGGGACGAGAUUUAACGUGAGCAGUCUGAUGUGUGACAUGUUUGAUAAUGGAUGUAAUAUGGUCACUCACGCUCCCGUCUACCCCCCACGAGAAUACGUGCAUAAGGACGGUGCUGACAGUGACGUUGGAUAUCAAAAUAACCGUGACGUCAUUCCGCAUGGUCACGUGAUAGAGCCCACUGAAGAGCCGUCAGGUUAUGACGCUUUGCCCAAAAGAAAUUCAUUGCCGGAACAUUUUAACGACUUGUCGGUUCUCAAAAGUGUUUAUGAUAUAGAAAAAUAAGAUAUGCACCUCAAAAUGCAGUUUGAUACAAAACUUAUAAUGUUUUAAGACACUCUGUCCGUGGGAUAGUAGACCUUAUUCUUGCAAUAGUAAAAACUAUUACGACAAAUAAUUGGCCUGUUCUUCGAAGGAACUAAAUACUCAUUCAUAACAUCUGAAUAUGCAAUGAGAAAUGGAAGUGAGAACAUCACAGGAUACUUCAGAGCGGUAAAUGCUAUAAUGUAAUCCCCGACUUUUUUAUUCAGAAACUCAGCAUAUUAUUGCUAGCUUCUAUGGCAAGCGUGUUACGUGCAUCCGUGUCCAGGAAU